This is a messenger RNA of Penicillium chermesinum, 2058 nucleotides long. RefSeq lists its product as uncharacterized. NCBI's taxonomy places the organism in Eukaryota, Fungi, Ascomycota, Eurotiomycetes, Eurotiales, Aspergillaceae. The record is from RefSeq and is a predicted model, not a curated record. The transcript is spliced from 2 exons. Bases 1 to 2058 code for a protein of 685 amino acids.
AUGAACCAGAAUGGUUUCCACUUGCGCCGAACUGCUGGGUUUGAGCCCCAUGUCGGUGGCACUGCUCUGGGUGGCCCAUCUGGCAAUGACGAUGAUGGCAGUUUUGAUCUUCCCUAUGGAGGAAAUGUUGCCGUGAACACCCAUGUUAAUGAAUUUGGCAAGGACGACCACUCUAUCAACAUCAAGGACAAGCAUGUCUACGAGGCCCCUAAAUACGCCGGUCCGCCCAUUGGACCGGGCGCUGGACCUUUCCCCCAUCAUGCUUUCGGCCCUGGUGCGGGCCCAUUCCCCAAGCGCUCCUGGGGUCAAGGUGGCACUGCCAUGGGUGGGCCAUCCGGCAACGAUGAGGGACAGUCCUUCAACAUGCCCAUCACGGGGAUCUUCAACACUGAGGUGAACGAGUCCAACGAGGACGAUCACUCCAUCGAUAUCAAGAAUAAGGAUGUCCACCCUCCGCCUAUUGUUGAGCACGUUGCUCCGCCUCAUCCUGCUGCUGAGUUUGGCCAUGGACCCCGCAUUGGUGGUCCUGCUGGACCUUCUAGCCACCCUCCUUUCCGUGGUGCUGACAACCAAGCUCCGCCCGAGCACUUCCAUAUCGCCGCCACGGAAUUCGACAAGCGAUUCGCCCCUGGCGGCACCGCCUUGGGUGGACCUGGAGGUGGUGAUGAGCCAGGCUUCCCUGGUCCCAUCUCCGGCGGCACCGCGCUUGGUGGCCCGUCGGGUGAUGAUGAUGGGCUCAACUUUGGCAAGCCUCACACUGCCCAUAUCCACACCAACGUGGAAGAGUACAGCAAGGAUGACCACUCUAUCGACAUCAAGCACAAGGACAUUGUCCCUCCUCCGGUCUUCUUUGGUCGCCCUGGAUUCGGUGCUCCCUUCAAGCGCGGUCUCCUUCCUCACGAGGGUGGCACGGCUUUGGGCGGUCCCUCUGGGGACGAUGGCGGCCAAGAAUUCAACAUGCCUAUCACUGUGGAGACCAACACUGAGGUCAGCGAGGCCUACAAAGAUGAUCACUCAAUUGAUCUGAAAAACGAGGAUAUAACCACUCCUCCUCCCUUCGAGCCAUUCGGCGGCCCUGGCCCAGUGCUGCCCCCUGGAGGUGGUCACCCAUGGCGUCGCGCUUACGCCCCCGACGCUUCUGCGCGUUUUGCCGGUGAACCUGGUGGCACCGCUCUUGGUGGACCUUCCGGUGACGACGAUGGGAUCAACUUCGAUGACGGCACUGAUGUCGGUGUUGACAGCAACGUCAACGAGCAUCAUUCCGACAACCACGCCAUCAAGAUAGACACAACCAACGUGCACCCUCCCUUUCACGUUCACGAAGCUCCCCAGUGGAACUGGUGGUCCUACGAGGACCAGCAGGCAGCUGCGCCUGCUCCGGUUGUCAAGCAGCCCACUGGCUAUCCUGUACCCCAGCCCGAGCACCCCGUUGACUCUGCACCCCAGCCCGAGCACCCCGCUCCCCCUGCUCCUCCAGCCAAGGUCGAGGUUCCUGCAGAAGAGCACCCUGCCCUUCCUCCUCGUGAGGAGCACCAAGAACAGUGCUCUGCUGAGGUCCGUGAGGUCGUUCACACUGUCACAAAGACUCAGUACAGAGAGGUCCAGGCCACCGAGACUAUCUACAAGCAGCCUUACGUCUCGGAGGCGGUUCAGACAGCUGCAGCUUCCACUGCUGUAGUUCCCAUGCACCGAGUGCACUCCUCCAUGGUACACGCCUCCGUGCCUGCUUCGAGCGUCUCUUACGUCUACGUCCGCCCUGAGGGAACCAGUGCCAUGUACUCUAUGAUUCCUGUUCACGUUCCCAUGGCCACUCCCUCUUCCGCCAGCUACAUGGGUGCCAUGAUGACCCCUGUCAGUGGGGCCCCCUACAUGUCUAUGGCCACUCCUGUUAGCCACGCCCCCAAUAUGCGCCCCAGCGGUGCUUCUCCAGAGCAGAGUAAUGCCCCCAAGGCCUCACCUUCCUCCAACACUUUGUUCACCGGAGCUGGUGCUCGUAUCUCUGGAGGCGUGGUUUCUGCUGCUGCCGCUGUUAUGGGCGUCCUCGCCUUUGUUCUGUAA